GUCACACACAAACACAACUCAACAGACAAGAAAACAGCCUGCACUUUUAAGACUCCCGGUACCUGAUCAGGUGAAGACAUACAUGUCAUCCAGUGUCUGUCUCCCAGAGGAGGAUCUCUCCUGUCCUGUGUGCUGUGAGAUCUUCAGGGACCCUGUCCUCCUACCAUGUAGCCACAGCUUUUGUAAGACCUGCCUACAAUGCUACUGGAACACCUCAGCCCUCAGACAGUGCCCUGUCUGCAGGAGAAGAGCUUCCAAGCGCACCCCUCCCUCCAACCUGGCUCUGAAGAACCUCUGUGAAGCUUUGCAACAGGGCAGGAUUCAGAGCUCAGCGGAGGGGAACAGUGUGCUUUGUAGUCUACAUGGAGAGAGACUCAGAUUCUUCUGUCUGGUGGACAAGCAGCCUGUCUGUGUAGUGUGCCAAGCCUCGAAAAUACACAAGAACCAUGACUGCGUACCCACAGAGAAGGCAGCACAGGAUUGCAAGAAUCAGGCCCUGGAGACAGAGAGGCAGAUAAAGGAUCUGUUUGUGGAACUCCACCAGUUCCUGUAUGAUGAAGAGGCAGCGAGGCUAGCUGCUCUGAAGGAGGAGGAAGAGGAGAAGAUAGGGCUGAUGAACAGUACGGUGACAAAGGCUGCAGCAGGGAUGCUAUACCUCAAAGAGACUAUAACAGUCAUAACACAGGAGAUAACAGAUGCUGAAGACAUGACAUUGCUCCGGAAUUUUAAAGCCACUAUAGAGAGAGCCCAGUGCACAGGGCAGGGUCCAGAGAGGAUUUCAGGGGCGCUGAUUGAUGUGGCCAAGCACCUCUGUAACCUCAAGUACAGAGUCUGGAAGAAAAUGCUUCUGCAUGUUGAAAACACUCCUGUGACCUUGGACCCAAACACAGCCCACCCCUGCCUCUUCCUGGUCACAUGACCUCACGUCCCUUCAGUACACCAGCCAGCCCCACCGUCUCCCUGACAACCCUGAGCGCUUCCACAUGAGUGCAGAGGUCCUGGGCAUGACCGGGCUUAGCUCAGGAAGCCACUGCUGGGUAGUGGAUACAGGAUGUAACAAUGACUGGAUUCUGGGCGUGGCCUGUACGUCUGUCACCAGGAAUGUGGAGGUCCAGGCCCGGCCGGAGAACGUGUUUUGGACCAUGUGUCUGCGAGACAGGGAGUACAGAGCAAUGACCUCACCACCAACAGCCAUGACAGUCACAGAGAAACUCAAGAGGGUCAGAGUGCAGCUGGACUGGGACAAGGGCCAAGUGUCUUUCUUUGACCCUGCUGAUGACGAUACACCCCUUUACUCUUUCUCACACAAGUUCACAGAGAAAGUGUUUCUGUAUUUUUAUACGCAAAGCAAACACCCACUGAGAAUCCUACCUGAGAGGACGUGUGUUACAGGGCAACAGAGUGGGGCAGGACAUCCUUGUACAGUUCCUGACUAAUUUCUGUCAACUCACAAAUAGUUUCACUUUUAUUUACAGGGUAGUGUAUGUCAACUAUGUAAUUGAUACUCCAUACAUACAAGUUUACAGAAAUGUUUCCUUUUUCAUCUACUGCAGGUGACCUUCCUUAAUAGUAUCUGUUCUGGUUAAGAAGAAUUUCAAUAAGGAAACAUGUUUACAAUCUGUAAAAUUACAUAAAUCAUAAAAAUGUGUUCAGACCUUGACACAAAUUGUAGAUCAGAGACAACCAAAAUCAAUGCACUAUUGAAAGUGCCAGAAUGUUUUUGUAAAUACAGUUACCUUCGCCGAGAACAAUCUUACGAUUUUUUCCCAUCCUAGAUAAAACAAAUACAUUUUCUUUCCAUAGUAGAGUUAAAUGAACUUAUUCACUAUUAACCAGUUAUAACAUGUUAACUGCUAUAACAUUAUAAAAUGAU
Molecule: messenger RNA, 1873 nt
Organism: Salvelinus namaycush (lake trout)
Lineage: Eukaryota; Metazoa; Chordata; Actinopteri; Salmoniformes; Salmonidae
Product: tripartite motif-containing protein 35-like
Exons: 6
Coding region: 83-919 (278 amino acids)
Molecular function (GO): zinc ion binding
Source: RefSeq, a predicted model, not a curated record